Molecule: messenger RNA, 1571 nt
Organism: Scomber scombrus (Atlantic mackerel)
Lineage: Eukaryota; Metazoa; Chordata; Actinopteri; Scombriformes; Scombridae
Gene: smarcb1a
Product: SWI/SNF related, matrix associated, actin dependent regulator of chromatin, subfamily b, member 1a
Exons: 9
Coding region: 32-1153 (373 amino acids)
Biological process (GO): chromatin remodeling; regulation of transcription by RNA polymerase II
Cellular component (GO): nuclear chromosome; nucleus
Molecular function (GO): transcription coregulator activity
Source: RefSeq, a predicted model, not a curated record
UGCGCAGCAGCUGUACUCUUUGUUAUUCAGUAUGGCGCUGAGUAAAACAUUUGGGCAGAAACCUGUCAAAUUCCAGCUGGAGGAGGAUGGAGACUUUUACAUGAUCGGCUCGGAGGUGGGGAACUACCUCCGUAUGUUCAGAGGCUCACUGUAUAAGAGAUAUCCGUCGUUAUGGAGGAAACUGGCAUCUGUAGACGAGCGGAAGAAGAUUGUGGAGUCAUCACACGAUCACGGUUACACUCAGCUCGCCACCAGCGUGACUCUGCUGAAAGCCGCGGAGGUCGAGGAGAUCCUGGAAGGAAACGAUGAGAAGUACAAAGCUGUCUCCAUCAGCACAGAGCCGCCCGCCUACCUCAGGGAACAGAAGGCAAAGAGGAACAGUCAGUGGGUUCCUACGCUGCCCAACAGCUCUCACCACCUGGACGCUGUGCCCUGCUCCACCACCAUCAACCGCAGCCGACUGGGACGCGACAAGAAGAGGACUUUCCCUCUGUGCUUUGACGACCACGACCCAGCAGUGAUCCACGAGAACGCCACUCAGUCCGAAGUCCUGGUUCCGAUCCGUCUGGACAUGGAGAUCGAGGGACAGAAACUCAGAGACGCUUUCACCUGGAACAUGAACGAGAAGCUGAUGACGCCCGAGAUGUUCGCUGAGAUCCUGUGUGACGACUUGGACCUGAACCCGCUGGCCUUCGUCCCCGCCAUCGCCUCGGCCAUCAGACAGCAGAUCGAGUCGUAUCCGACAGACAGCAUCCUGGAGGAGCAGACGGACCAGAGGGUCAUCAUCAAGUUGAACAUCCACGUGGGCAACAUCUCUCUGGUGGACCAGUUCGAGUGGGACAUGUCCGAGAGGGAAAACUCUCCGGAGAAGUUCGCUCUGAAGCUUUGCUCCGAGCUCGGCCUGGGAGGAGAGUUUGUCACCACCAUCGCGUACAGCAUCCGAGGUCAGCUGAGCUGGCACCAGAGGACGUACGCCUUCAGUGAGAACCCGCUGCCCACGGUGGAGAUAGCCAUUAGAAACACAGGCGAUGCUGACCAGUGGUGCCCCCUGCUGGAGACGCUGACAGACGCAGAGAUGGAGAAGAAGAUCAGAGACCAGGACAGAAACACGAGGCGAAUGAGGCGACUGGCGAACACGGCUCCUGCGUGGUAAACGACGUCGGCAGCGUCGGCGCCCCCUGCAGGACAAGAUGCUCCUCCAUCCUGACGUCCUCUCCGCUCAGCCCGGUCCUCAAUCAGCCGCUCAGCGUUGUCCUCCUGUUUGUUUUUUGUUUUUUUAUUAAUAAUAUUCGGUUCUUGUUUGGAAACCCCCCCCUCUCUCUCUCUCUCUCCUCCUCCUCCUCCUCUUCCUCCCUGAUAGAAAACAUCCCUCCCUCCUUCGUGUUUCCCUCGUGGAGAAGCUGCUCUUUCACUUUGACCACUGACUCUUAUUUACCAGAGGGGAGAAUUAAAAAAAAAAAAAAAAAAUCACACAAACCAGUCUCAGAUAAUAUAUUGUUUUGUUGUAUUUGUUGUCUUUUUGUACAUUUUAAUAAUUCUUACAAAAUAAAAUAAAAAGUGAAUGAGCUUGA